Messenger RNA from Zea mays, 2462 nucleotides. Its product is annotated as protein LNK2. Gene Ontology annotation, biological process: regulation of DNA-templated transcription; circadian rhythm. Lineage: Eukaryota; Viridiplantae; Streptophyta; Magnoliopsida; Poales; Poaceae. The transcript is spliced from 10 exons. The record is from RefSeq and is a predicted model, not a curated record. Bases 319 to 2178 code for a protein of 619 amino acids.
AAUCAGCGCGUGGCAUUUGAUCGAGUCCUCCUGACCACAACCCAAGAUGCGGCUCCGCACACGUGGGUUUCCAACGCCCAACUGCAGCCGCCUACCAAAUGUGCAGCGGCUACGCACUCCCAUCCCUGGACUACUCUUGGUGGGUGGAGACUGGAGAGAGCCACAGAAGGCAACUGGAGGUUCGAGGACGGCGCGAUAGGCGAGCCGGCGAGUUCGGGUGCUUUUCCUGGGGUCGGAGAUGCGACCGUUGGGACCUGGGAAACAGCGCACUUCGAGUUCGGGGGCGGCUCCCGCGACGGCGGCAGCCACCUGAGCAGGAUGUUUAAUUGGAACGACGAGCAGCAGCAGGCAGGGGAUGCAAUAUGGGCUGAGUUCAAUGACAGUGGGGACCAUAUUGUGCCAUAUCCUAAAGGUGUAGAAGAUAGUACAAUAGUUAGUGCCAGGGACCUCAAGAACAAUGAGGAAGAGGUGGCUAGUAUUGCUGGCAUCAGUGAACAUUCUACAGGUGUUCAAACUGGACUUCAAGUGAUGGAAAAGCAGACUGCAAACCAGACAUGUGCACAUUUUUCAGCCACACAAAUUGACAUGGAAUCCUGGCCUGACCUUCCUUCCCUCAAUCCUACACUUGACAGAAACUAUAGUGAUGACAACAUAGCAUCCACAUAUCUGGCUUUCAGUGCUGAACCCAGUUUACAGAAAGUGACAGGAAAUGCUACAGGGCAAAUAGAUGGUGAAUCAGAAGUGUUUGGUAAUGAUCAAGAAGAAAAGAGUAACAGUUUCCUUGAUUGUGAUUGGGGCAAUAUUGGAGAUUUUGAUGAUUUUGACCGCCUAUUUAGCAAUAGUGACUCCAUAUUUGGUAAUGGGAUAGUUGCCAGCGACAAUGAUUUUCUUUCAGCAUCUUCUAAUUUGAUGGAUAAUGCUGUGCAGUCAAUCCCAAUUCCGCAACUACCAUUGAAUAAACGACCAUCAUCUGAUCGUGGGCCUUCUUUGGUUCUGACUAAAGAAAUUUCCAGUGGUGUCACCAUUACCAAACAAGAAAAUAAGGUCGAAGUACACAAGAGGCCAGCGAGGUCACGCAGAAAACCAGAGGAAAGAGGUAAAAGUAAAAUAUCCAGUAGUGCAAGUGGCUUCUCCCCGAGCAAAUUAGAGAAUUCAUCAUCAAAUUUGCAAGCUCCUAUGCAACAUGUACAGACUCCUCAAUAUGCACUGUUCCAGGAUAGCAAGAAGAUAGGAAAGGUUCAGCAUGCUAAUCAGUUUAUGUUUCCCGAAUAUGGGUAUCCUGCAUAUCCAUUUCCUACCAUUCCGUUAGUGUCAAACAUUCAAGCUGAUGGCUAUCAGACAAAAUCAGCUGGCACAAGUUGCCGAACUUCAGAAGAUUCCCCAAAACAGUCAAGUUCAAUAGAAAUGUCACAAGACAUACCAUCGAGACCACUGUCAAUGACACCACAAGAAAAGAUAGAAAAGCUUAGGCGCCGGCAGCAAAUGCAAGCGCUGAUAGCUAUUCAGCGACAGCAGCAACAGUUUGGUCAACAGGGUUCUGGCAGUGAUCCAAUGGUGUCUCAAGCAUACUCUCUUAGGAACAAAAAUCUGGAUUCCUUAGGUAGUUCAAUUGUCAUAGAUGAAAACACAAAUGAGAUUUUUUCGCCUGAGAUGAUUCCGACAUACCAUGGCCCGGUUCACAAGAGUUCUGCAAUUUCAGAUGAUCCCUUUAUAGAGGAAAAAAUAUAUUAUCAACUACAAGAUGCUCUUGACAAGUUGGAUACCAAAACUCGACUAUGCAUUCGAGAUAGUUUACUUCGUUUGGCCCAUAGUGCAACAGAGAGACAAAUUGAUGGUGAUAGGAGCAGCACUAACAAGACAAAUAAAGAUGAAGAUGAAGCUUCAGAAGAUGCAUUUACUAGGAGAACAAGUUUAUAUUUUUAUGAUCUCAGGUCUCCCACUAAGGAAGAAGAAACAAUCACUAAUCCAACUGAUCGUAUAGUGGCCUAUUUGCUGUUUCAUAGACAUUGCUCCCAGGUUGCAGCAGCAACAAAAGAAGAAAUCAUAUCCUCAACCCCCUUGACACUAGAACCUGAGCUGAAGGUACCAUUGGGAACUACUAUGGUACUAUCAGAAGAUCAACUGCUUUCAGAGGAUCAACGAGAUGAGCAAAAAAAUGUGUUGCAGCCGUCACAAUAAGAUGCUGAUUGAUCAACUGUUCAGAAUCAAUAUGAUAGCAAACCCCGUGAUGAUGACAGUCUGCUGAUCACCUGUGGCUCCGGAGAUCCCUUGUGUAAUAUGUAACCAUUUCAACAUUGUAGCAUUCUUUUUUUUUCAUCAUGUAAUAACAUCUCAGACUGUAUACGAACCUACAAUUGUGUGUCGAGCCCUAAAAAGAGCAAACCUUGGACAUCGUUAUGAUUAAACUCAAUGUAUGCACUCUCUCAUUUCUCCGAAGAAAAUACCCUUUUUCUCUUGCGUGA